Messenger RNA from Mesoplodon densirostris (Blainville's beaked whale), 417 nucleotides. RefSeq names its product C-C motif chemokine ligand 28 (gene CCL28). The coding region runs from base 1 to 417 and encodes 138 amino acids. The transcript has 3 exons. Gene Ontology annotation, molecular function: chemokine activity. The record is from RefSeq and is a predicted model, not a curated record. Lineage: Eukaryota; Metazoa; Chordata; Mammalia; Artiodactyla; Ziphiidae. Gene Ontology annotation, biological process: immune response; cell chemotaxis; positive regulation of cell-matrix adhesion. Gene Ontology annotation, cellular component: extracellular region.
AUGAUUGGCCAGAAGAGAGACAAGGACCCAGAAAACUGCCCCCUCAUAAAGGAUUUCAACUUCCCAAAGGUGCGACUCUCUCUCUCGGAGUUUGCCUCCAUACUUCCCAUUGCCUCCAGCUGCUGCACGGAGGUUUCACAUCAUAUUUCCAGAAGGCUUCUGGAAAGAGUGACCACAUGUAGCAUUCAGAGAGCUGACGGGGACUGUGACUUGGCUGCCGUCAUCCUUCACAUCAAGCGCAGAAGAAUCUGUGUCAGCCCGCACAAUCACGUUAUUAAGCAAUGGAUGAAAGAACAAGCAGCCACGAAAGAUGCUAAAGGCAACAUUUGCCAUAAGAAGAAACACCACGGCAGGAGGAAGAGUAAAGGGGCACAUCAGGGGAGGCAUCAAACACAUGGCCAUAAAACUCCUUAUUAG